AUGCCAUUGUCUCCUCCCAGCUCCCCAGUAUCCUUCGAUCUUGUAGUCGUCGGUGCUGGUGGUGGUCCAGACGAAACAAAUCUUUCCGCCUAUCUCGUGAAGCCUCACGAUGCGGAAUGGGAAGAUGGGAUCUUGGCAUUGGAGGCAGGCUCGGGGCAAGGGACACUCGCCCAAUUGUUGCGAAAAAAUCCGCAUCUCUUCUUGAAUCCUGUUAAUUCCGAGGGAAGCAUCACUAAGAUGUAUUCGGCUUCGGAUAUAUACUCGUUCGUUCGGUGCUUUCUGGUCACUCAUGCUCACCUCGACCACAUCAAUAGUCUUGUUGUCUCUGCAGGUUCCCUGCGUGGAUGCAGAAAGCGUGUAUAUGGGCUCAAGCAAACCUUACAGGACUUGGAACUUGCAUUCUCAGACCGUCUCUGGCCCAACCUUGCUUCAUGGAAGGAAAAGGACGACGAAAUUAAGCUUCUUUACUCUGCCCUAAUACCCGAUGGAAAAUACAAAGUCGUCUGUCCAAAAAUUGCAGUCCAGGGUAUGCCACUAAACCAUGGGCGCAAUACGCUGGGCGGCCAACAUACUUCUACCGCCUUUUUCAUCCGACACGAACCAUCGCUGCGCGAAUUUCUUUUUUUCGGCGACGUUGAACCCGAUUCCAUCACUAACGAGCCUCAAACUAUUAACGUUUGGCGAAUAGCCGCUCCCAAAAUCCCUGACACCCUCUCAUCCAUCUUCAUUGAGUGUUCCUGGCCAUCUGGACGCAAAGACGACCUACUUUUUGGACAUCUUACACCGGAGCAUCUAGGAAAUGAGCUUAGCGCCCUUGCCACAGAAGUGGUCAAAUAUAGGCACUCGAGCCAGCACAGCGAGGGCCGUAGAAGACCAGCACGCAAGAAGCAGAAGCGAAAUUCACUGACUUCUGCUGACCUCAAGGACGCUCUCGCAGGCGUUCGUAUAUUCAUCAUCCAUUGUAAAGAUGAGAUGAACGGCGAUUUAGAUCGGCCGAUACGGGACCUCAUUGUUGAACAAGUUCGACGCAUAGUGGAAGAACGAGGUUUAGGAGCACAGGUUUUACUGGCAAAGCAGGGGACCCGGAUUGGUACGUCAGGUUAUUUAUUCAGAACCAUCUAG
Psilocybe cubensis is the source of this 1122-nucleotide messenger RNA. RefSeq lists its product as uncharacterized. The record is from RefSeq and is a predicted model, not a curated record. Gene Ontology annotation, biological process: cGMP catabolic process; negative regulation of glucose mediated signaling pathway; cAMP catabolic process. The transcript has 5 exons. Gene Ontology annotation, molecular function: 3',5'-cyclic-AMP phosphodiesterase activity; 3',5'-cyclic-GMP phosphodiesterase activity. The coding region runs from base 1 to 1122 and encodes 373 amino acids. NCBI's taxonomy places the organism in Eukaryota, Fungi, Basidiomycota, Agaricomycetes, Agaricales, Agrocybaceae.